This is a messenger RNA of Sphaeroforma arctica JP610, 876 nucleotides long. RefSeq lists its product as hypothetical. The annotation marks the transcript as partial. The record is from RefSeq and is a predicted model, not a curated record. Gene Ontology annotation, biological process: regulation of transcription by RNA polymerase II. Gene Ontology annotation, cellular component: nucleus. The transcript has 4 exons. Lineage: Eukaryota; Ichthyosporea; Ichthyophonida.
ACCUGCUACGCCGCCUACCACGCCACAUGUGCGCGAACCGCCAAUCUGUACAUGAAGAUGUGCAACAUCCCGGAGAGCUAUUGCGACGCUCACAGCCCAAAAGACUGGGGGGCUACGCUGGUUAGUACAAUCCAUACCACAACGGGCCGACCCAAGGUACUUAUAUCCGCCACGCUCAAGAAGCUUCUGAUUGAGUCUGGCGUAGGCGUGUCUGCGGUGGCGGUCAAUGACGCCGUCCCGUUGGUAGCUGUACCCACGGUGCCGUUGAAGGAGAUGAGCGCGUUCUUGGCGGGGUAUAAGGACAAAGUGCACGGGAAAGCCGACUUCCUGAAGAAAGUGAUGCCUUAUUGGUUUCUCAAGCGUAAGUCGCGAUCCGGUGUGCCGUUGCUGCGCCGCUUGCACACGGCGUUCAAGGGUGAAGACGGAGAUGCACUCGAUGUUGAAGUACUGGACGGCGGCGGCAACAAGCUCAAACAACGAAUACAAAAACUGCGGAUUGUGCUCGAGCGUCUGCGUAUUCUGGCGGAGUUUACAGUCCGACGCGAACGGCUGAAGAAAGAACUCGUGACGAUACAACGCUCAGUUACACUGAAACGACUGUGCCCGCUGGUGGCUGCCUUGUCCCAACUGUUAGACAGCUUGCGCAAACUCGACACCAGAGCGUUCUUCCAUUACCCUGUGGAUGUUCAGGAGGUUGAAGACUAUCUGGAUACCAUUAGCCACCCCAUGGACUUCGCUACCAUGGGACGUAAGGUGGAGAACCUCGAGUAUUGUACCCUCGAUCAAUUCCAGGCCGAUUUCGAGCUCAUUAUUACGAAUGCCACAGUAAGUCAGUGUGCGGAAGAUAAGCUCCGCACCGCAUUUUUGCGUGCGUGA